AUGUACAGGCAGUCAUCAAGGCUAAGUUUCUUCAAUGUGAAGAACUUCGCCAUUGUCACGGAUGCCUCAACUCAUAGCAACAAGGACUACCUGAUGAGCCUGGCCUAUGACCCUGUAAAUGGAGUAGGGGCUCACAUGUGCUCAGUUCACGUCAGGUCAACAAAAGUGUUACACCCACAGGAGAUGGAGCUGACACCAGAAGCAGAGCGCUUGGCAGCGAGACGGGAAAUUGAACGGCUUAGCAGCUUGAAGUUCUUGCAAGGCCUUUCGGCCCAGAUAUGCAAGUUGACUGACCUUCGCUUGGAUGAUUUUAAAUUUCCUGAAGUCUUGCUCAAAAUGUUGGAGCUGCAACCAGGCGAUAACUUCUUCUUUGACGACAAUGUCGCAGUGCUGAAUGGAGAGGAGUUUCAAUUAAGUCAAUUACGUCAAUUGUCUGAUUUGCCUUGUUUGCAUUGCAUCAUGGACCAAGGCAAAGUUGGCUGCGCAGCUGCUGCCUUUGUCACUUCCCAAGCUGGCCUCCAAAUCCACUUCACCUUCGACAAGAUUCACCGCCUGUUGAGAGACCUGAAAAACCCAAUCAAAGCAGCUGGCUUGGACUGCCAAUGGUUUCAGGCAUUGAAAGAGAGAAUUGCCAAUGAUUUUGGUAUGGAAGGGUGCUCCGACAGGGAGAUCUGGGACUCCAUUCCCGAGCAAUUGGAAUCGUGGAGGCUCAAGGGCGGACUUGCCAAGGCAAGCAGAUGGUUUUCCUGGAACGAACGAGCUGCUGUCCACUUGAAAGAAUGGCACAGCUCCCUCAUGCUCCUCUCGUGGUACUUCCCAACAGAUCUUGACACUGAUGGUCAGUCUGGUUUGGUAGGCCUCAAAGGCUGUUUGACACAGAUGUAUUGGGAAGAUGCCCACAUCAUCUUCAGAGUUCAAUAUGGAAUGUGGUCGUGGUACUCGCAGCAGAUCCAUGAUGUCAAAAGCCCAGAGCAUGCAAUCAUUGAAUCUUUGGAAAUGGUCGAGUCAUGGAUGAGUCAUCAGUCUCUCCAGACCCUUGCUGAAUCGUGGAGCGCUCAAACUUGGGCCGAUGUUGAGCGGUUUGUGCCUGACCAGGAGGCCUUCAUUGCCAGAGUGAAUACCUAUGCUCUUGGAUGCUUGAUGAAUCGUUGCGCAACGCUUUCCAAGUUCUCAGCUCCACCUGAGACAUGGGUUGGGCUUCUAGAUCCCCAGCAAGCACAGGUGACAAGAAUGCGGCUCUUGAAGGAGUAUCGUUGGUUUCAAUCCUUGCGGUGCAGCAUGGCUCCUUUUGCAGCAGAGCUUGCCAGUGACAUUGAGACGGUCUUCGAUUUGCCUUGUCGUCAUUUGUGUCAUUUGUGUCAUUUGUGUCAUUUUGACUUUGGAGCAGCGCAAGAGCUGGCCAAGCUGCUGAUUGGUGGCUUUGCGGAUUCAAAAGUGGUUGAGGACAUUCACCAAGCAUGCAGGGUGGCCACGAACCCAGGCAGCAACAAGAAGCUCUCUGGAGCUACGUUGCAGCUUGUUUGCCAAUUCUCUGAGGUUUUGGACAAGAGAGGGAUCGUCCAUCCAGCUGCCCUAACCCGUGAAGAAUUCUUGGACAAGUGGCCUGAUGCCAGAGAUGAUUUCAACUGCCGCCAGGAAUUCAAAUCAUCCAGCCAUAGUCUACCAGCUCGCUACUCAGAGAUUCUGACGAAGAAGAUGUGGCGCACUGUCAGUGAGGAUUGGCUUCGAACCUCAUACGGGGCAUGGCAAUGGAUGAUUCAAUACUGCGGGCAAAGGCUUGCUGACCAAGGUGUUCGCCUGGAGGAUGGUCUUCUGAACCGCCUUGCUUUUCAAGGGCAAGUGAUUGAAGUCAAUUUUGUCUAUCUACUCAUUUUGGGCAAUUUGAAGUGGCAAGCCCUUGCUUGGCCGUUGAAGCUUGUGGACGCUGCUGAUGAUGAUUAUCGCAUGAUGCGAUGGGUUUUGGAUUCGUCGUCAAGUUGUCAAUGGCUGCAAUGCUCUCUGAACAUGCCAGCUUUUCAAACAAAGCUAGUCUGGAGCAAUGAGUUUGGCAUCCACUGGCAACAGGUUGGGCCUCCUGAAACAUUUGCGCAGAAUUGCUUGCGGCGCUCCAAUGGCCUGACAUUCACAGAUCUUUGCUUGAUGGGGAGGCAUCUUUUUGGCUCCGAAAUCAAAGAGAAGUCUAGGAAGGACAUCCUUUUGAAGCUGGCGUUGCAUUUCGGAGAUGAUUUUGCAGAGCUGGUCUUGGAGUGCGACUCUAAGACGACAAAGAAGUCAUCAUCUGAUCCAGAUCAAGCAGCUUUGGUAAAAGCUGUGUUUGACCACUUGGACGCGGAUGAGCAGAAGGAGUUUCGCUCUGUCAAGGAGAAUGUCUACAGGGAGGAGAAAACUCAGAAGCAAUUGAAGUGGCGCAAAUUGCCCAACGAAAAAAUGGAGGAGCAAGCAGAAGCAAGCGAUGCUGUGAAGAUGGAAGACGAAGAGGAUUUGGAGGAAGAAGAAGCUCAAGUCAAUUUUGUCAAUUCAGGCAAUUGCGUCAAUUCAGAUGUGGAGCUCGGCCAGCGCCUGUGCCUGGCAGAGAUGCCGGGCCUCGAGUGCACUCAACACCUGCCCUCCUCAGAAGCAUUGAGAGAAGUCCCAGAUGAAGUUUUUGAAGGCCUCAAGGAUGAGAUGAGUGUUUUUUGGCCCAUGAGCACAUUUGUUGGUUUGGCCAUUUUGGUCAUUUGUGUCAAUUUGUUCAUCAUGGACCAGCAAGCUGGCCUCGCGUUUCUUCCGGUGAUGGUGCUGUCCACUGUGACAGCCAGUGCCAGCCUUCAAGGCCCAAGUGCAGCUUCAGAAGAUGACGAUCAAGAGAAAUGGCUGGAUGACAAGCUCCAACAGAUUUCUUCGUUAGAUUUCUAUGAUUUCUUGGCCUUCAGCAAAUUCAAUAGGCGUGUCGACUGGCCAGAAGGACUGCAUCAUGUCAAGUCCACAUGUCAAGACUUUCUUGAUUUUGACCAAGAGAAUGGCGGCAGGGCCUCGAAAGUGUGGCCUUCAUUUUUGUGUGAAGCAUAUCCUUUUUUGCGCGGCGCAACAUCGUGCUUGGAGAUGAUGGUGCUGGUUGCUGAAAGGUUUCUUUUCAAUUUGGUCAAUUUCAAUGAAUUGGAUCAAUUGGAAUUUGUUGAGUUUUGUGCUGGCCGAGCCCAUCUCAGUCGAGAGAUGCUGCGUCAAGGAUUUCACCAAGGAGCUUCUGUGGACAUUCUUUUUCAUCCCCACCAUGACAUGUUGAGUUCCAAGGGGCUGAGGACUUGGUUUGACAUGGUAGUGGCUUCUCGGCGAAAGUCGUUACACUGGUUUGCUACCAGAUGCUCGAGCUUCGUCCCGCUCUGUAUCUCUCAAAGCAUGAGAUACGAGGAGAAUUCAUUCUACGGGGAUAGAAGCAGGCCAUGGGUGGAGCAGGGCAACCUUCAACAGGAAGUAACUGCAAUGAUGAUGUUCUUCAGUUUCCUCUUGGAUUGCAUUCCGGUGUUGGAGCAACCCACAGGGAGUGUGCUUCCAAAACUACCAUCCCUUCGUAAUGUUUUGUGGUUCUUCGACUUCAAGAAGACAGUGACCUACAUGGGAAGCUUUGCUGGCCCAACAAGCAAGCCUCUCCAGAUCUGGCAUCCGUCUUCAGGGCCCGGCUCCCUAUUUGCAGCCAUCGCCAGGCCAAGGCCAGAUGGCUUGGACAAUUUGGCUUCCAGUGGCCAGAGCUGGGAUGGAAGCCACACUUACACUGGCAAUAAGGAGAUGCUCAUCGAAAGCGAGCACUACACGCCAGAGUUUGGCGCUUGUCGCCCAAAUCUACGAGCAGAUUCGAGCUUCGUGAAAACUUCACAACGCUCAAUUUGCUCAGUGUUGUCCAUUCAAACUGUCAGUCAGUGUCUUGAAUGCGACAAGAGUACUAUAGCCCAAGGGUUCUUUCGUGCUGACUCACCUGAGUGGUGCGUCCCUCUGUCAACUUUGACCGUCUCUGUGGGGUCAAGAGGCAACAUGGCAUUUGCUCCAGCAAAAAAAUGCGCAAUCAGUGACAGAGCACUGCAAGUUCAGCGUUGCCAUCUCAUGUGCUUCAGUCAAUUUAAUUGA
Molecule: messenger RNA, 4098 nt
Organism: Cladocopium goreaui
Lineage: Eukaryota; Dinophyceae; Suessiales; Symbiodiniaceae
Source: the annotation of a GenBank genome assembly